Messenger RNA from Penicillium brasilianum, 1342 nucleotides. Lineage: Eukaryota; Fungi; Ascomycota; Eurotiomycetes; Eurotiales; Aspergillaceae. The record is from the annotation of a GenBank genome assembly.
GAUGGGCCAGCCACAUAUUAUGAUAGAGCGCGUACCCGGUUCUAUAACGACGAGGAAGCAGAUGUGAUGACAUCUCUAAAGGCGAUUUCCCUAUUCUAUUGGUGGAGUCCUCGACCGCCGACGAUUCUCCACCGACACUCAUCCUGGUGGUGGACAUCAGUGAUUAUCAGACAUUGCCAGCAACUCGGGAUUCAUCGCGAACCUUCCCUUGAUCACCCUCUCCGACAACAGAUAGAUUUAAGCAUGCGACGUCGCAUUUGGUGGACGGCAUUUGCCCGCGAACGUCUGACUGCCCUCUGCCAGAGCAAGCCGUGCGUCAUUGAUCCUGAGGACUGCACACUUUCUGAGCCAACACUCGAAGACUUUCCUAAUCCACUGACGAAAGGGGAUGGGGAGAUAUUCAUUUACUGGGUACGGCUAUGCGCCAUUAUUGGCAAGGUCGCGAAAUACAUGGGGCGAACGUGCGACUCGACUUCUCCCACAUUCCCAGCACACCUCGCCCGCGAGCUCAUCCACUGGGUACAAUCAUUACCACCGCAUCUUCAGCUACCCAUUGGCUCCGAUAGUACAAAGACAUUCAAUAGGAACAUUCAUCAGCUUCAUCUGCCAUAUCUUGCUGUUAUCAUUGUCAUUCACCUCAAACGGUCUUCCUCAACACAGCCUCUGCCCCAGGCCUAUCCUCCAGCGAUACUAGCAGCAACAUGUAUGGCUCGUGUGAUGAAAGAUAUACUCUCGCGUGGUGGAACUAGAUUCCUCAUGGCUAUCACCGGCUGGUAUUGUGGAACAGCAUUUAUCGCCCUCCUACAAGCGCUGCGCAUCGAAUAUUUGUCCAAGGGUGCUAAUGAGGACCUUGACGUCCUCACAUUAGCCGUGGAUCAAUUGCGCAGAAUGUGGCCGACAGCUGGUGUCUUCUAUUCCGGAUUUUCUCGAUUACGACCGAGUACAGUGGUUCCGGACAUAGACGAUCAAAGAGCGCCCGGUCCCGAGCUAGGAGUGGGCGAUGGGGCCGGGUAUAUGGCGAUGGCUGACGGCAUUGACUGGACUGCUUAUUUUCCAUUUGCGACACCACAGACCAGUGUCGUUGCCAGUCGACUGCUGAUACCGCAUCAUGAGGAGUUGUAUUUUGACGAUGCUGUUUUUGCGGACCCGAUGUUACAGUUCCAGGACUUGUUUCAAGCUUGUGAUACCUUGUCUGAUGCUAAUCUAUUUGCAUACUAAUACUCGCAAAGAGUGCAGAUACUUUCAGUGUGUGGUAUCAUUGAGCAUUGCUCAGUCGAUCGAGCGACCCUCAGAAGAGAGUGCGCGGAUGGAGAAGAGAACAUGUAGAAAAAAGCAACAGGGG